Messenger RNA from Moneuplotes crassus, 1548 nucleotides. NCBI's taxonomy places the organism in Eukaryota, Ciliophora, Spirotrichea, Euplotida, Euplotidae. The record is from the annotation of a GenBank genome assembly.
AUGUUAAGUAGAGUUCAUCAUAGAUACUUAUCAAAGUCCCUUACUGCAACCCCAGCUAGGACUAUGGUUAUUCCAAGUAGAAAGAAAUGGGCUAGCCCUAGUUCUGCUACCACAACCCCAACUAACGCAACACCACAAGAGCCAAGAUUUUUAGAGAUGGUUAAGAUGCACUUCGAUAAGGCAGCCCAAUUCACAGAUGUUGCUCCUGGAUUAUUGAGUGUCAUUAAGGAGUGUAACUCAGUUGUCAGGUUCAACCUCCCUCUCCAGAGAGAUGAUGGAAGCUUAGAAAUCAUUACAUGCUAUAGAGCUCAGCAUUCUCACCAUAAAUUACCUGUCAAGGGAGGUACAAGAUAUGCUGACAACAUUACUAUCUCUGAGGUUGAAGCUCUUGCUUCCUUGAUGACCUUCAAGCUUGCUGCUGCUGAUGUCCCAUUCGGAGGUGCUAAAGGAGGUAUCAGGAUCAAUCCUCGUAACUACUCCAGAUCUGAGAUUGAGAGGAUAACCAGAAGAUACACUCUUGAGCUUGCUAAGAAAGGAUUCAUUGGACCAGCUAUCGACGUUCUUGGACCUGAUAUGGGUACCGACCAACAAGUCAUGACCUGGAUUAAGGAUACCUACACAAGCAUUUAUGGAGACAAGGACAUCAACGCUGAGGGAUGCGUCACUGGUAAAUUCAAGAGACACGGUGGAAUCAGUGGAAGACAAGAGUCUACAGGAUUAGGAUGCUACUACGGAAUCAGAGAGUUGCUCAACAGGAAAGAUUUUUGUGAAAAAGCAGGACUUAGCACUGGAAUUGAAGGUAAAGAAUUCAAUAUUCAAGGUUUCGGAGCUGUCGGAUCAUGGGCAGCUAAGUUCCUUGUCAAGGACGGUGGUAAAAUUACAACCAUUGUUGAGUGGGACUGUGCUAUUCAUAAGAAGGAUGGACUUGACGUUGAGGAUGUGAUUCAAUGGCAAACUAAUGAAGGCUCUCUCAAGAACUAUCCUCACGCUGAUAAAGUUGAAAUUGAGAACCCAGCUAAAUUCUUGGAGAUGGAAUGCGAUGUCUUGCUUCCUUGCGCUGUUGAGAAAUCCAUCCACAUGAAUAAUGCCCCAAACCUUCAAUGUAAGAUAAUUGCUGAAGGAGCUAACGGCCCAACUACUGUCUGGGGAGAAGAGAUCUGCGAGAAGAAAGGAAUCAUCAAUAUUCCAGAUCUUAUCCUCAAUGGAGGUGGUGUCACUGUAUCUUACUUCGAGUGGUUGAAGAAUCUCCAACAUGUAAGCGGAGGUAAAUUGACAAGAAGAUGGGAGGCUACUUCCAAGAAAGAUCUCUAUAAGUUCAUCAAGGGCCAAGACGCUCCAUCCAUUGUUGACGACACCAUGGGCUUCUUGAGAGGUGCUAAGGAAAUUGAUCUCGUUUACUCUGGACUGGAAGAGAUCAUGAGUAAUGCCAUCCACACUCACUUUGAUAUCGCUUUGGAGAAGAAUACUAAUAUGAGAAUUGCAGGAUUUUCUAACUCAAUCAAAAAGGUUGCUGAAGCUUACGAAGAUGCAGGAUUCCUAUUCUAAGUA